Molecule: messenger RNA, 920 nt
Organism: Onthophagus taurus
Lineage: Eukaryota; Metazoa; Arthropoda; Insecta; Coleoptera; Scarabaeidae
Source: RefSeq, a predicted model, not a curated record
UCAGUUCGAAAUGGUUACUCGUGUGUUCCAUUGGCACUGGCAGAUGGUUUGGAUAUAAAAUUGAAUGCAGCAGUAAAAAAAGUGGAAUACAAUCAACGUGGAGUUGAGGUGACCGUGUACAACCCCCGCAAUCCGAUGUCUACGAAUACUUAUCACGCUGACGUGGUACUUUGCACCCUUCCUCUCGGCGUACUCAAGCUUAGCGUCGCUCCGGAGAGCAGUCAAGUUAACACCGUUCAAUUUUCACCUCCGCUUCCAGAUUGGAAAGCAGCCGCAAUUAAGCGAUUGGGAUUUGGAAAUUUAAACAAAGUCGUUUUGUGUUUUGAACGAAUCUUUUGGAACCCCCAAGCGAAUUUAUUUGGGCACGUCGGUAGCACCACUGCAAGUAGAGGAGAACUUUUUCUAUUUUGGAAUCUUUAUAAAGCGCCGGUUCUAUUGGCUUUAGUUGCUGGAGAUGCUGCAGCUAUUAUGGAAAAUGUUACGGAUGAUGUAAUAGUUGGAAGAUGCAUCGCUGUGCUCCGAGGUAUUUUCGGCCAAUCUGGUGUUCCACAACCUAAAGAAACUGUUGUUACUCGUUGGAGAGCUGAUCCUUGGUCAAGAGGAUCUUAUAGUUUCGUUGCCGUUGGAAGUUCUGGAAGCGAUUAUGAUUUUUUAGCAUCCCCAGUUAUUCCACCGACUCCUCAAGGACAAUCGGUAACCUCGGGUCCUGCAAGAGUUUUUUUCGCCGGAGAACACACAAUAAGAAAUUAUCCCGCAACUGUUCAUGGCGCUUUUCUUAGUGGUUUAAGAGAGGCAAGUCGAAUUGCCGAUCAAAUAAUCGGAAAUCCUUGCUUACCCACAAACGACGCCGAUUAAACUUAACGAACAACGUUUUUAUUGUUAAUAAAUCUCAAUAAAUCCUGUUUCCGAACGAAAGAGUU